UCCUGGGGGCGACGCCCCUCCCCCAUCUACUGGCACAGAACGAAGGAAGCGGUUUGUUGUCGUUAAGUCUCCGGGAUUUAAGGUUAACCUUUUAAUACUAAAAGGGGAAAUGCAGCCGUGAAUGAAGAAAACAUGGAUGGAACAAAUGAAUGCAGUAAAGGUCGAACUGGUACGCAGAAUGAAGCAGCACUGCUUGCUUUAAUGGAAAAAACUGGGUAUAAUAUGGUUCAGGAAAACGGACAGAGGAAAUUUGGUGGUCCUCCUCCAGGUUGGGAAGGUCCACCUCCACCUAGAGGCUGUGAAGUUUUUGUAGGAAAAAUACCUCGUGAUAUGUAUGAAGAUGAGUUAGUUCCUGUAUUUGAACGAGCUGGGAAGAUAUAUGAAUUUCGACUUAUGAUGGAGUUUAGUGGUGAAAACAGAGGUUAUGCAUUUGUGAUGUAUACUACAAAAGAAGAAGCCCAGUUGGCCAUAAGAAUUCUUAAUAAUUAUGAGAUUCGACAAGGGAAGUUUAUCGGUGUGUGUGUGAGCUUGGACAACUGCAGAUUAUUUAUUGGAGCUAUUCCAAAGGAAAAGAAGAAAGAAGAAAUUCUGGAAGAAAUGAAGAGGGUUACAGAAGGAGUUGUAGAUGUCAUUGUUUAUCCAAGUGCGACUGAUAAGACCAAAAAUCGCGGGUUUGCUUUUGUUGAAUAUGAAUCUCACAGAGCCGCUGCUAUGGCUAGAAGAAAAUUAAUCCCAGGAACAUUCCAGCUGUGGGGCCAUACCAUUCAGGUCGACUGGGCUGAUCCAGAGAAAGAGGUUGAUGAGGAAACUAUGCAAAGAGUUAAAGUUCUCUAUGUGAGAAAUUUAAUGAUCUCAACUACAGAAGAAACAAUUAAAGCAGAAUUCAACAGGCACAAACCUGGUACAGUUGAACGAGUAAAAAAACUUAGAGAUUAUGCUUUUGUCCACUUUUUCAACCGAGAAGAUGCUGUAGUUGCUAUGUCUGUUAUGAAUGGAAAGUGCAUUGAUGGAGCAAGUAUUGAGGUAACACUUGCAAAACCAGUAAAUAAAGAAAAUACUUGGCGGCAGCAUCUUAAUGGUCAGAUAAGCCCCAGUCCUGAAAACUUGGUUGUGUACGCUAACAAAGAAGAGAGCCAUCCAAAAACUCUAGGCAAGUCACCAGCUCUUCCUGCUCUUCUCAAUGCACAACAUAGCCCAAGCCCUCCUGAAAUUGAAAGAUGCACUUAUCCCUUUUUUCCUGGGACAAAGCUUACUCCAAUUAGUAUGUAUUCUUUAAAGUCCAAUCAUUUUAAUUCUGCAGUAAUGCACUUGGAUUAUUACUGCAACAAAAAUAACUGGUCACCACCAGAAUAUUAUUUAUAUUCAACAACCAGCCCAGAUGGAAAAGUAGUCUUGGUAUACAAAAUAGUUAUUCCCGCUAUCACAAAUGGCUCCCAGAGUUACUUCAUGCCAGACAAACUCUGCUCUACAUUAGAAGAUGCAAAGGAACUGGCAGCCCAGUUUACAUUACUUCAUUUGGACAGAGAACACAAUCUCUUCAGCCUGGACCUGUGUAGAAGAAUUUGGAGACAAUAAGCAGGUCCUUUCUGACGUUGCUUGAACUUACUCUCCUGCAGUUAUCUCAUUCUUAUUGGCUAAAAAUAAUGCUUAUGUGUUACAGGUCUACUUUAUGGUACCAGGACAGUAUUACAGAGAAAAUAAUUCUCUUAUCUGUACAAUAAAUGACCUAAUUUCUCUCCUUCCAUUCCUUAAAACACCCUAAGUUUUAUAAGUAACCACUUUAUAGUCAUUGUCAUACCUUUGACUUACUUUACACUAAAGAACAUAGUUGAAUUUUUGAAAAGUACAAGAUUUACCAAUUUGGUCUUUAAUACAUAAUUAUUAUAGUUAAAGCAGGAAAUUAUUGGUACAUAUGAAUGUAAAUUGUAGAAAAAUAAUAUUUUGAAUAUAAUUAUUUUUAAUAAUUUGUUUUAAUUUUUGAAUAUUUUU
Octodon degus (degu) is the source of this 1989-nucleotide messenger RNA. Its product is annotated as probable RNA-binding protein 46. The record is from RefSeq and is a predicted model, not a curated record. Lineage: Eukaryota; Metazoa; Chordata; Mammalia; Rodentia; Octodontidae. The transcript has a single exon. Bases 133 to 1575 code for a protein of 480 amino acids. Gene Ontology annotation, cellular component: nucleus. Gene Ontology annotation, molecular function: mRNA binding.